AUGCCCCUUCUUGCCCUCCUACCCUCACUCUUGUCUUCCACCACCACCACUCCCUCCUCUCAUCCCUCCAAUGCCCCUCACGCAUCCAAACAGCCCCCAAAGACGAUGAACAACACCAAACAUGGAGGUUGGGUGUUGUUUGCACUCAUUCUCUGUCCUGCCCACCUGCCCACCCAGCACCACCUGCCUCUCACCUUCCACCCCCACCACUGCCACUUCUCACCCUUCCAACACCCCUCGCCCGCACAAACAGCCACCCAGGAUGAUGAACGACACCAAACUUGGACAUUCAGCAGCAUUUGCAGUCGUUCUGUGCCCUAUCCACCCCUUCUUGCCCUUCCCCCCUCCCUCCUCACCCUCUUGAUGCCCCCUUGCCCAUCCAAAUGGCCUCCAAAGCACCCUGAUGACAGUGAAUGA
Molecule: messenger RNA, 417 nt
Organism: Cyclocybe aegerita
Lineage: Eukaryota; Fungi; Basidiomycota; Agaricomycetes; Agaricales; Hemipholiotaceae
Source: the annotation of a GenBank genome assembly